AUGGACGACGUGAGUCAGGCACGGAAGGAAGAGUUAUCACUUAAAAUAAUAUCCAAGAAACCGCUCAUGCAAAAUAAUGCCAUCCAACAUAAUCCGAAGAACUCUCAGGAGUCGAGUGUUCAUCUCGAAGUAGAUGGAGUAAUUACCUUCGACGCUCGUUCCAAUGAAAAAGAAACUUGUGGGAACAGCCACGGUGAAGUUUAA
Molecule: messenger RNA, 204 nt
Organism: Pieris macdunnoughi
Lineage: Eukaryota; Metazoa; Arthropoda; Insecta; Lepidoptera; Pieridae
Source: the annotation of a GenBank genome assembly